Molecule: messenger RNA, 4946 nt
Organism: Danio rerio (zebrafish)
Lineage: Eukaryota; Metazoa; Chordata; Actinopteri; Cypriniformes; Danionidae
Source: RefSeq, a predicted model, not a curated record
UAGCUUCGGUGUAACAAGUUAAUGAACUAAAUUAUUCAUGUUCAGUGAUUUGUGGCGCGAGCCGCAUGGAGUCGCGGGCAGCAUGCACUCGCUUUCUUUUGUUCUUUUACAUGAAACAGCGAAUAUACGUUUCAAGUGAACAGAUCUGAUUUUCAUAUUACAUUUAAAACAUGUAAAAAUAGACUCGCUGUAAAAACAGAGGUUAUUGUUAGCAAGAGGGGUAGCCGGAUUACAAAUGAAUCUUUUAAACCGGCUCAUAUUAGUGAACCGAUCGAAUCAGUUCAAUUAAUCGAACGGAAUCAUUUAAAACGGCUCGCUUAUUCGGUAACAUUGAAAACUUAUCCACAAAUCGCUCUCUUUAUAACCUGUCUGAGACUCUGUCUGAUUCAAAGUAAAAUUGUAUUUCGAUUUGUACGCAAAAAUACAGUCGCUGUAAAAGAGUUAGUCUCGAUUGUUAGCAAGAGGGGAUAGCCGAUGAUGCAUAAAUGAGUCUUUUCAACCGGUCGAUUCAGUUCACUUAACCAAACUGAAUCAUUUGAACGGCUCGCUUUUUCAAGUAAACACAAAUCCACAAAUUGCUUACUUUAAAACCUGUCUGACACGCCGUCUGGUUGAAGGUAAAACAGUAUUUCGAUUUAUUCAGUCACUGUAACAAUACACUGACAGAACUGUUGUGUAAAGGACUGAUAAUGAUGAGCACGAGUCGAAUAGUGAUAUCUUCGCCAUAAGAGGAAGCUAAGCUCCAGUGAGAACGAUCGAAGCAGCUAAACUCAGAAGAGACGAACGAGAGACACCGGUUUUCGAUUUUAAGCUUCCAUCAUGUUGGUGAAAGUUCAAUAUCAAGGAGUGAAAAAAUAUGUAAAAUUGCUUACUGAUUUUACAUUCCAAUAUUUUAUCAGUGAAGUGAAAAGCAAAUUUGGAUUACCAACAACUGCAGAUCUUCAAGUUUUUGAUGACACGGACACUAAUGUAGAAGAGGACAUCUUCCACGAGUUAAUGGAAAGCAGUCCACAUGUAUGCUUAACUGUAAGAUGCUUGGAAGAAAAUAUGUCUGCUGGCCUGCCUGAGGUGAUUUCACCCACAAGAUCAUCAACAGCCAGCACAUGUACUGAUACAGUUUCACUCUCUUCUACGGAUCAUGAUGAUCCAGAGCAACCAAUGCAGAAUCAAAUGACAAGGGCCAGCAGGUGCUUGAUGGUAGAUGCUGAAAGGGCAAAACGGAUUGUCCAAGAUGCUUUGGAAAAGCAAUCUGGUGGUGAUGAAGUGCUUGAUGAAUACAAGGCCACAAAAACUUUAAAGCACAGCACUAGACGGCAACUGGUUAAUAUUGUUGUCAGUCACAUGACAGAGAUUCAUGGGAGAAUUCCCACCCGCAAGCAACGGGAGACUUAUGCCUUGGGUAUUAUUUCUCUCUUUCCCAGCCUGAGAGACCCGUUUUCAGCAAAAGGCUAUGUAAGAAUUUGUCUUAGUAUACUUAACACAAACAUGUUCGUCUGUUUUAAUUAUUUAAAGGAACAUUUCUACGAUCCGGAAAAGGGAACAGGUUUCAUUGCCUGGCGCCUUAAAACUUUAUCAAGGAAGAACCCAAAACGUGUUCGCUUGGAGGUAUCUGAAGUUGGAGGACCAAGUCUCAAACGAAGGAUAGACACUGGGCAACAACUUGAAGGGGAUGCAUGCAGGGAGGCAAUUUCUUUUCUUGUCCACACAGCUGAUGAAAGUGAAGUUUUGCUAAAAAUGAAGGAAACCUUUAAGCGUAGACAAGAACUGGUGCAUGAUCCUAAAAAAUCAGCUGACAUCCUCAACAUCUUUCCAAGAUUUUUGGAUGUGAAAGGAUUGAUAAAUCAAGACUUUGGUUUGCUGUUCAAUGCUGAAACAUCCAACAAGUUGCUUGAGAGAUGGGAGACCUCAUUUAAGCACAAGAUCAUCAAUGAGGCCAAAUCUCUAACUUCAACUGCAGAAAUUCGUGGUCUUAUCAAUUCAGCAGAGGGACAAGGAUCUGAAAAUGAUUGGGAUAGUGAUAUGUCAGCUGUCCUACUCCUGUUGCAUCUCCUACCUCCUUCUUCAGGGAGAAAGAGGACUAAGAUUAGUCCAACAGAGGCCGUUGAAAGACUUGUGCAUUUCCAUAAGUCUUGCACCAGUAUUGAAGGCCAUCUCAGUAAGAGGGAAGGCCACCAGCCAUAUCUACUUGGAACAGGAAGGAUCAAGGGGAGGAUCGACAAUUUCUAUGUGGUUAUGGACAAACAUCUCAUUCCUUGUGCAGGAACCAGCUCCUUGAGUGCCGUUGAUGAACUCUUUAAAAUCCACUACGUGUUCAACUUGACGUAUGAGGAAGCACUUGUCAACAUCUUCACCUUUUUGCAGACUACAGUCUACAACAUUGAUGUUGGACUUACCAGUGAGUCACCCAGGGUAAAAGAACUGCGUGCAAAGAUUUUAAACUAAAUGUUAAAGUGUUUUUGUUGCCAAAGCUUGCAUGCAAGCAGCACCUCUUUAAUUUCUCAUUUAAGACUCUCACACAGUUUUUAUCCUUCACUGAAGUUUAAGUUGUUAUGUGCACAGGAAGGCUGUUGUCGACAGUUCUGUACAUACUCUGGUUUUCGAAAGCAUUUGAACAGCACUCAUGUUACUGAUGUUAGUGCAGCAUGUAAUUCACCUUCCAGUGAAAUGUUAGCACAAAAUGUUUGUCCCGAUCAAUCAAGUUCUUUGUUUGUUGGAGAGAGUGAUCCCCAAGUUGAUCUCAUUGAGACUGUUGAGAAUAAUUUCACUGUUUCAAGGAGAGAGACGGCAGAUAUAUGUGCAUCUAUUGUGGCCAAACUACAGUGCAGCGGAGUAGCCAAUAGCUUGGUAGCAUCGGUUGUUUCAGAGCUUGAGGAACUCACCACAGAACUACAUAACCAAACUCGUCAAGAUGUAAUGUCUGUAAUUCCUCUUAAUAACCCUGACAGAUCAGCAGUCGAAAAUAGUAUGGAUAACUUUGAAAACCCCUUUACCCUGUUUAACACGGAAACUAAAAGAGCUAGUUAUUUCACUGACAAAUGGGGUGUUGUAGAUCCUGUAGAAAUUAUGCUUGGCAUGAGAUAUGACAAUAGGAGAAACAAAACAACAGGAUGUUAUGAUCAGGUCCCAGUAAAAGACACAUAUGUUUAUGUCCCAAUUUUGGAAACGAUGAAAUUCAUGUGUCAAAAUGCAGAUGUAUGUAAACUGCUAAAGGAAUUUACAGGAAGACAGACAUCACAUUUUGAAGACUUUUGUGAUGGAAGUUACUUCCAUAAUCAUCCAUUGUUCUCUAAAUAUCCAAAUGCCUUACAGAUCCAGGUGUACUUUGACGAAUUUGAAACCGCAAACCCUCUAGGCUCUAAACGUGGUGUACACAAAGUUGGUGCUCUUUAUUUUGUAGUGAGAAAUUUGCCCCCAAAAUUGAAUUCAAGACUCAUGAAUAUACAUUUGAUAGCGCUGUUUCAUGCACAAGACCUGAAAAGGUAUGGGUUUGAUCCAAUCCUGGAACCACUGAUUCGAGACAUAAAGAUACUAGAGACAGAUGGUAUUGAAUUGCCAAUGUUCACAAGAAGAGUUUAUGGCACAAUAUGUCAAGUCACUGGAGACAACUUGGGGAUGCACUCAAUCCUUGGUUUUACAGAAUCUUUUAGUGGCCACUACUUUUGUCGUUUAUGUUUGACUAAAAAAGAUGAUGUGCAGUUUGUUUACAGUGAGGAUGAUCAUAGGGUUGUUUUGCGUGAUCGUGCUGUUUAUGAACAGCACUGCAGAGAGUUGGAAUCUGACCCUCAACUCAAGUCAACACAUGGCAUCAAAAGGAGCUCAACACUGAAUAGUUUACGGUAUUUUCAUGUGUGCCACAACUAUUCUGUUGAUGUGAUGCAUGAUCUCCUUGAAGGAGUUGCACAAUUUGAAAUGAAACUGCUGUUUGAGAAUCUGUCUGAAAAAUUUGUAACCCAAAGUGAAUUGCUGUCUAGGAUAUAUUCAUUUGACUAUGGAUAUUUGGAGAGAAAAAAUCGUCCUACAAAAGUGAACUUGGAGCACAGCGGAAAUAGCAUCGGACUUAAUUCUAUCCAGGCUCUUUGUCUCAUCAAAAACAUUCCAUUACUAUUUGGUGAUGUUGUCCCUAUUGGAGACAAGAAUUGGCUUUUACUUUUGCUCUUACUUCAGAUUUUAAAUCUAGUGUUUUCCCCUAGCAUUUCAGAAGGCAUGACUGUUCUUUUAAAAUAUUUGAUAUCUGAACACCAUGAAUUAUUCAAAGAGUUGUACCCACACAAAAACUUGCUGCCCAAACAUCAUUUUAUGACGCAUUACCCUGCCUGCAUUCGAAAAAUUGGUCCGUUAGUGCACAUGUGGAGUAUGAGGUUUGAGGCAAAACACAAAGUUUUUAAAAAUAUGUUAAAAAAUUUCAAAAAUGUUACAAAAUCUCUCGCAAAAAAUCAUCAGAUGUCAAUUGGCUAUCUUUGGGAAACAACUCCUUUAAACCAAGUUGAGUGUGGCCCAAUGAAAAAAUUCUGUUGGGAUGAAAUUGAUGAAGGUGAGAAGUUGGCUAGAAUGAUGCAAAACCCCAUAGAAACAAGCAUGUGUUCCAUGAACUGGGUUAAGAUUGAUGGGACUGAAUAUAGGCUGGACCUCCUUAUAUGCAAUGAAAUUGAGAAUGAAAUUCCUGUAUUUAGUCAGAUUCGGAAAAUACUUUUAGUUAACAACACCGUAUAUUUCAUUGCUGACAAGCUUUUGACAGAACAUUUCUCAGAGCAUCAUCAUGCAUUUAAAGUACAGAGAUACUGUGAGUUGGGUGAACUUAUAAAAGCAAGUGAAUUGAAGUUCUACAGGCCAUUUGAUCUGCAGAGUUCAUAUGGAUCAGAUAAUAGUGAAUAUGUUGUACCUUUGUUUAUGUUGGUUUAACUUACAUUUAAGAUGCAUUGUUAAAAAUAAAAAAAAUUCAACUUGUA